Molecule: messenger RNA, 1080 nt
Organism: Knipowitschia caucasica
Lineage: Eukaryota; Metazoa; Chordata; Actinopteri; Gobiiformes; Gobiidae
Source: the annotation of a GenBank genome assembly
AUGGCGCUUCCUGAAUAUGUGACAACACUCGCAGCCUCCGCAUCCUUCUUUCUGCUGGUGUUUUUAUGUAUUCGCUUUCGCCGUAAGCUUCAAGUGACCGGGAGGAGAUAUCUGCGCAGUGUCAUGGCGCGGACAGAGAAGCCGCUCUUCCGGAUUGCAUACACACUGUAUACAAGAACCAGGCUGGGUUACUUCUACUACAAGAGACAAAUGAGGAAAGCCCGGGAGCUGUACCCAUCUGGACAUUCCUCCACUCAGCCAAUGGAGUUCAAUGGUAUCAAAAUAAUUCCCAUCUCAGUGCUGUCUGACAACUACAGCUAUCUCCUUAUCGACACGGCUUCGAGUGUUGCAGUGGUAGUGGAUCCUGCGGACCCUCAGUCAGUUCAAGCAGUUCUUGAACAAGAAGGAGUGCUGCUCGAGGCUAUACUGUGCACACACAAGCACUGGGACCACAGUGGAGGAAACAAAGUGUUGAAGCGGCUCCACAGCUCGUGCCGCGUGUAUGGAAGUGCAGUUGAUAACGUCCCUGGACUCACACAUCCUCUCUCACAUAAGGACACGGUGGACGUUGGGCGGUUGCACUUCAAGGCCCUGUUCACCCCGGGUCACACUGUUGGUCACAUGAUCUACCUCCUGGACGGCAGAGCGGUCGGAGCGCCCUGCAGCCUCUUUUCUGGGGACUUGGUGUUUUUGUCCGGAUGCGGGCGAACGUUUGAAGGCACGGCCACCACCAUGCUGUCAUCGCUGGAUACUGUGAGCUCUUUAAGCGACGAUACCCUGAUGUGGCCUGGCCACGAGUAUGCAGAGGACAACCUGCUGUUUGCCACUGAGAUGGAGCCACAGAACCUGGUCCGGGAAAACAAGUAUCAGUGGGUGCUGCAGCAGAGAGGACAGAAGCUGUGCACGUGCCCUUCCACAAUCGGAGAGGAGAAAGACUACAACCCUUUCCUCAGGACGCACACGACAGACCUGCACCGGGCCUUGGGUUUACAGCAGCAGGAGGACGAAGACUGGACCCCAUUCAGAGCCAGAGUCUUGGAGGAGCUACGCAAACGAAAAGACCUCUACAACAGAAGAUAA